Messenger RNA from Urocitellus parryii (Arctic ground squirrel), 1289 nucleotides. RefSeq names its product ankyrin repeat and SOCS box containing 12 (gene Asb12). Gene Ontology annotation, molecular function: protein binding. The record is from RefSeq and is a predicted model, not a curated record. Lineage: Eukaryota; Metazoa; Chordata; Mammalia; Rodentia; Sciuridae. Gene Ontology annotation, biological process: protein ubiquitination; intracellular signal transduction; positive regulation of protein catabolic process.
ACCAACUACUAACCUUUCUGCCAGGGUGUUAACAGUGGAAACAGAGGGCCCCUUCUGCUCUAGCCCAGGGCAGUAGGGGCUCCCCAUGCAGGGUCCACCAGGGCCCAAGUAUAUCGAAGAGGCACAGAGGAAGCAACACAGUUCAGUGUGGCCUCAGGCCGAAGUCUUAUCUGGCAUGUCUUCCUCCUCAUAAUGAAAGUAGUCCUGUUACAAUCAGCCAAAAUGAACCUCAUGGAUAUCACCAAGAUCUUCUCCCUCCUGCAGCCCGAAAAAGAGGAGGAGGACACAAACACCGGGGAAAAACAGGCUCUCAAUCAAGCAGUGUAUGACAACGACUCCCAUACCUUGGAUCAGCUUCUACGCCAGGAGCGUUACAAACGUUUCAUCAACAGCAGGAGUGGCUGGGGUGUUCCUGGAACACCCUUGCGCUUAGCUGCUUCUUAUGGACACUUGAGCUGUGUGCAGGUCCUCCUGGCACAUGGCGCUGAUGUUGACAGUUUGGACGUCAAGGCACAGACACCACUUUUCACUGCCGUCAGUCAUGGCCAUCUGGACUGUGUGCGUGUGCUUUUAGAAGCUGGUGCAUGUCCUGGAGGUAGCAUCUACAACAAUUGUUCUCCUGUGCUCACAGCUGCCCGUGAUGGUGCUAUUGCCAUCCUGCAAGAGCUCCUAGGCCAUGGUGCAGAGCCCAAUGUCAAGGCUAAGCUACCAGUGUGGGCAUCAAAUAUAGCUUCAUGUUCUGGCCCUCUCUAUUUGGCUGCAGUCUAUGGACACCUGGACUGUUUCCGCCUGCUUUUGCUCUAUGGGGCAGAUCCUGAUUACAACUGCACUGACAAGGGCCUACUAGCUCGUGUUCCACGACCCCGCACCCUCCUUGAUAUCUGCUUUCACCAUAAUUGUGCGCCAGAGUAUAUCCAGCUGUUAAUUGAUUUUGGUGCUAAUGUCUACCUUCCAUCUCUCCCUCCGGACCAGACCUCUCAUGAUGAUAAAGGUGUUACAUUGCUGAUACAGGCCCGAGCCACUCCACGGUCACUCCUAUCCCAGGCCCGUUUAGUUAUCCGCAGAGCCCUGCGCCAGACCUGCCAGCCACAAGCCAUCGACCAGCUGGAAAUUCCCCCCGUGUUGAUUAGCUACCUCAAACACCAAACAUGAUCUUGCAAUGUUUCCAGGAACUCAUGAUGCCUCCAAAAACCACCUAAGGACCCAGGUAGCUGUAGGGCACAACAACCCACUCAACUGGAGCUGUCCUCCCAUAUUAUCCUCCAUGAUUAAAUCCUCAGCAAAAAGUC